Molecule: messenger RNA, 719 nt
Organism: Sphaeroforma arctica JP610
Lineage: Eukaryota; Ichthyosporea; Ichthyophonida
Exons: 3
Coding region: 61-483 (140 amino acids)
Biological process (GO): double-strand break repair via homologous recombination
Cellular component (GO): Smc5-Smc6 complex; nucleus; site of double-strand break
Molecular function (GO): damaged DNA binding; single-stranded DNA binding
Source: RefSeq, a predicted model, not a curated record
AUUCGACUCACUAUCUCGUCUAUUGUUACCCGCAGCGUAUGCCACCAUUUCACUAAACUGAUGGGCAACGAGGGGUAUAAAGGCAAGGUACGCAUUGACAACGAGAACAAAUUGCUUUCUAUCACCGCUGAGCCCCGAGCAAAGGAAAAUCCGAACGGACGAAGGACCACAAAAACGCUCUCUGGCGGCGAGCGAUCCUUCUCGUUAGUGUGCUUUCUCAUAGCCAUCUGGAAUGCCAUGGAUUGUCCCUUCCGUGCCUUGGAUGAGUUCGAUGUGUAUAUGGACAUGUACAACCGGAAGUUGUCGUUGAGAUUGCUCACAAAACUUGCCAUUGGAUUGAAGAACCGACAGUUCCUGUUCAUUUCACCACAAAAUAUGGAUGGUUUGGUGGAGGGACCGAAUGUGCGGAUACAUCGAAUGAUAGAUCCUGAACGCGAUCAGCAACGCUUACCCUUUGUACCUGCACACUAUGUGCGUGAGUGAUGUCCGUCACACGUUUGAGUGGUAUUUUUCGCCAUUCAGCACACAGCAGCAGUAAUCUGCGGUUCAGCUAUUGACGAAUAUCAGCAGCGAUUGAUUUAUGACGCUAUAUGCAUUACAUACAUGUAUCAUGAAUAGGUGAAUAUAUUCACUCAUUUCAGUGAAAUCGCUCACUACUCAGAGAUUGACAAAGACCAAGGCGACCUAUAGUAAAUAAAUCCAGAACAAUAACUCAAGCA